Molecule: messenger RNA, 582 nt
Organism: Coccomyxa subellipsoidea C-169
Lineage: Eukaryota; Viridiplantae; Chlorophyta; Trebouxiophyceae; Coccomyxaceae
Exons: 4
Coding region: 1-582 (193 amino acids)
Source: RefSeq, a predicted model, not a curated record
AUGGGGCUCCGAGUCACGUGCUUCCACUGGUCGAGGGACCUGUCGAGCUCGGCCCAACACGGCCCCGGGGGUGCCUCCUUCACCCCUGGGGCACUGGCCUCGCCACCCAGUGCCGGUGGCCUCGCCCACCACCGGACGUGUUUGCGCGGCUCACCCCUUGGGUAUCCCUCGGCCAGACGGAUCCAUCGCCGCCUGCUGAGCACGGCAGACUUCCUGGAGGACCCGCAGCCGGCCAUCUUUGCCAACAUCAACCUCAAGUACGGCUACCUGCGCCUGCGCGCCAAUGCCACCGCCCUCAUCACCGAGGGUGAGAAGGCGCAAGGAGUGCGAUCACCAGCAGUCGGCGGCGAGGGCCACCGUGUCGGAGCCCUGCUUGCCGAUUGGCGGCUCGCGACCGUCAACGUCCGGCAGACAGCAGGUGUGCUCAGCGACUGGCUUCGCGGACGCGACCCGAUGAUCACCAGGGAGCAGUUUGCGGCGCGAUGGUGCCACCGCGCGGUCCUCUGCGCGCUGGAGGAGCUGCCGGGCGCGCAACCAGUCAUCCACUGGAGUGCCCAGCAUCCCGUGCCGCUUCCAGCGUGA